Mus caroli (Ryukyu mouse) is the source of this 1418-nucleotide messenger RNA. Lineage: Eukaryota; Metazoa; Chordata; Mammalia; Rodentia; Muridae. The record is from RefSeq and is a predicted model, not a curated record.
AGUCCCUGCUUCUCCUCCCAUUUCCUGCUGGUGGAUGCCUUGCUGCUUUCCUCUGUAUUUUAAGACAGCUGACGAUCUGACAGUAUUAAGAUUUUCUCUGUCCAUUCUGAGAGAUGGCACAAUUGUUUCGUUAUUUCCAGGGAGAUCCUGUUGUGACAUCCUCUCCCACUGAAGUUCGUAUGUGGGUAGAAGAUUUGGAUUAUAGUUUUCUUUCAUAUGGAGAAAUUUUUGAAAGUGCAGAAAUCAAUGGAGAAAGGUUAUUAAACAUCACCAGGAAGCAACUUAAUGAACUCGGCAUAGUCCGCACUGACCAUCAGGAUAUACUCCUACAAGCAGUUGCUCGUAUUCGUAAAAAGGGUAAAACUGAAGAGCAAGCUAUGCACAGAGAAGAUCAGAAUAUCAAAAAGAUGCCUACCAGAUUUGGAAAAGAAAGUGAACAACUUGAGCAUGCUAUUGAUCGUGUUCUUUUCACAAUUUCGGAAAGAAGAUUCGCACGUAGUCUACAUGGCACUAUUGAACAUCCACCUCAUAGCAUUCUUACAGCUACCCUUGACCUGGUUAAUAUUGCCAGCAUGAUAUUAAACAUUCUGGAAAGGCCACCAUUUGAUUGCAUGUCAGAAUUUUCCAGUCUGAAAAAUCAUCUCAUUAACCAUAUCACAUUACUGAAACAUUUCUCUGAACAGUCUGAUCUUACCCAUGAAAAUGAAUCUGAUAUAAUAGACGUGUGCAAGGGUGUGACUAAGAUGUGUCACUACAUAAUUUCUCUGCCACCUGAUCUUCCUAAACCAGAAAGACAAAUUCCAAGACCUGCUCAUCGUGAAGAUAGACCACCUAGGGUGCAAGUGCCAAUUACAACUGAACCUGAAAGAAUGAGUUCUUCAGUGAAACGCAAAGCUGAUAAUACAACAUCCAUUCAAGAUCUAUCAAUGCCAAUGACUACAUCUGUUUUAUCAUAUGGACCUCCUGUACAAGAUACAUCUGUUCAGAAACAAAGACUAUCUGAGAGUUAUUCAUCUUCACCAAGAGUUGAAUUUCCAAGUGAUGAAGGAGCAUUUACACUGGAAUGUGACAAAGGAUACAAAUCUGAAACAGAAAUUCAGUAUACAGAUGCAUUUGAAACUUUAGGAGGUUCUUUCUAUUAUAAAACUCUCCAAGACCUAACACUAAUUGAAAGUGAUACACCUCUUAUGGACUCUGGUUCUGAAAAGUGUGUGAUUGAUUCGGACUCUGAUAGAGGUGUUGUCUCAGAUUUUGAGUUAGAAGAACAAUCUAAAGACUCAUGGGGACUGGACUCUGACUCAGAAAAGUCUCCAAGGGAUUCAGACUCUAGAAAACACUUGUUUAAAGCAGAACCUUACCAUCUAGAUUCAGUCUCUGUUGAAGACUUGACCAAGACUGGGAAACACCUGACUCUCUGA